Molecule: messenger RNA, 631 nt
Organism: Momordica charantia (bitter melon)
Lineage: Eukaryota; Viridiplantae; Streptophyta; Magnoliopsida; Cucurbitales; Cucurbitaceae
Source: RefSeq, a predicted model, not a curated record
AACGACGACGUUAAAGAGUCCAAUAAAACCCUCCUAAAUAUUGGAAGCAUUUUACAGUUCAAGCUUAGUCGAAGGAAGUCUUCAAUGGCGUCCUUAAAGGCAGUCUCCCGGUUAUCAUCUCGAUUGCACUCUCUCGCUCCCAAACUCAAGAAAAAGUUUCCGUCUUCCGAGCCAUCUCCAUUGAAAUCAAGUUGUCAAUCUAAGCCCUCCGCAGCUUCUACAUCGCGUAUUUCUUGUACUUCGCGGUUACCACUGGAGUUGAGUAGCCAGGGGUCACUGAUGCCGUUGCACAGCGCCAUAGCUGCGGCAAGAUUGAUUUCGAGCCUGACCAUUGAAUCUCGAGGAUGGGGUUUGGUUCCUCAGGGUAUUUCGAUGCCUUUAUGACGGUUUUGCAUUGCAGUAAGUUGUUCUCAACAGUUCUCUGGUUACUGAAAAAUUGGGGUUUCCUUUUACUUUUAGCUUCAGACAAGAAUAUAAACCUCAAUUAUUGCCUUUAAUUUCUUUUGUCCUGAAAGCUGGAUUAGGUUUUAAGUUAAAUUUCAGCUUGUAACGAUAAAUGUGUUUUAUGAUAAACAUUUUGCUCCGAAACAUUCAUUAAGUGAAUCCAAUAGAUAUUUUCUGGCAUCUUUAA